AUGAAGGGCAGCCUGACACUGGUUGGGAUCCUCUGGGCUGUGCUGUCACUGCUCACCGCUGUGGCCAGCACCACCAGUUACUUCCUGCCCUACUGGCUCUUUGGCUCCCAGCUUGGGAAGCCAGUGUCUUUCAGCAUGUUCCGGCGCUGUAACUACCCUGUCCGGGGAGAAGGGCGCAGCCUGGUGAUGGUGGAAGAGUGUGGCCGCUAUGCUAACUUCAAUGCCAUCCCCAGCCUGGCUUGGCAGAUGUGCACCGUGGUGACGGGCACAGGCUGUGCCUUACUGCUGCUGGUGGCACUGGGGGCCAUCCUGGGCUGCUGCAUGGAUGAGCUCAUCUCCAGGAUCAUGGGUCGAUGCAUGGGAGCAGCCCAGUUUGUGGGAGGUCUGCUUAUUGGUGCAGGCUGCGCCUUGUAUCCCCUAGGCUGGAACAGCCCUGAGGUGAUGCAGACAUGUGGGAACUCCUCCAGUCAGUUUCACUUAGGUACCUGCCAGCUUGGUUGGGCAUACUACUGCACUGGGGGCGGAGCUGCGGUGGCCAUGCUCAUCUGCACCUGGCUCUCCUGCUUUGCUGGAAGGCUUCCCAAGCCCAUCGUGAAUUCCUACACCAUGGAACUGGAGCAUUGCCUCCACCCCUGAGCCAGUCCAUAGCUUCUAGUCUCUUGGGGUGCUGGGGGUAGGGAAGGGGAUGGCUGGGAAGGAAGU
Messenger RNA from Trichosurus vulpecula (common brushtail), 702 nucleotides. It is a transcript of the gene LHFPL1, whose product is annotated as LHFPL tetraspan subfamily member 1. Bases 1 to 636 code for a protein of 211 amino acids. Gene Ontology annotation, cellular component: membrane. The transcript has 3 exons. Lineage: Eukaryota; Metazoa; Chordata; Mammalia; Diprotodontia; Phalangeridae. The record is from RefSeq and is a predicted model, not a curated record.